Molecule: messenger RNA, 1801 nt
Organism: Cyprinodon variegatus (sheepshead minnow)
Lineage: Eukaryota; Metazoa; Chordata; Actinopteri; Cyprinodontiformes; Cyprinodontidae
Gene: phf1
Product: PHD finger protein 1-like
Exons: 13
Coding region: 198-1724 (508 amino acids)
Biological process (GO): chromatin organization; regulation of DNA-templated transcription
Cellular component (GO): nucleus
Molecular function (GO): chromatin binding; DNA binding
Source: RefSeq, a predicted model, not a curated record
CUCUCACACACUCUCUCUCUGUAAGAGGCGCCUGGCAAAGACACAGACAUACAUGCACACCAGCCACUUUUUGCAAACCCGCCCGCUGCGCAUCGGAGCCGGCAGUAAUUGGACCUCCUCAGCUGAUGAAGGUUUUUCAUGUCCAGCCUUGUCCAGGAUCUCAGUGACCCCGACGGAAAGGAGUUCGACUUGACAGGAUGGGGGGAGUCAGUGAGGGAGAUGAUGUGUUGGCUCGUUGGAGCGAUGGACUCCUGUACCUUGGCAAUGUAAAGAGAGUCGACGGAGUCAAGCAGUGCUGUUUGGUGAGAUUUGAGGACAACUCUGAGUUCUGGGUGCUGAGGAAGGACAUUCACUCAUUCUCUGCUGGAGUGGAAGAAGUUUGCUGUAUUUGUGACGCCCCGCCUCUUAAAGAACCCCUCAUAAAUUGUCUUAAAUGUCACCACGGUUAUCAUCCAGAGUGCCACACGCCGACCAUCGAGCCAGAAGCUGACAGCGACUCCUGGAUUUGUCGACAAUGUGUCUUUGCAGUCGCAACCAAGAGAGGCGGUGCUCUCAAACGAGGACGCUUCGCCCGGCUCAUGCAGUUCAUGAAACUCCGGCUCCCCUACCAGCUCUCGUCCUUAGACUGGGACCCUCAGCAUCUGACCAAUCAGCAGCAGUGUUACUGCUACUGCGCCGGACCUGGAGAGUGGAACCUAAAGAUGCUGCAGUGUGGCAGCUGUGGCCAGUGGUUCCAUGAGGCCUGCACACAGUGUCUGUUAAAGCCGUUGCUGUAUGGAGACAGGUAUUUACACCUUGGGGCUGACACACACCCAUAUUUGUUCUUCGGUGUACGCUGUCAGCUGCGCGAGCACAGCUUUGAUUCCUUCUCACUCCUCUUCGUCCUCCAGCUUUCUGACACGCCGAGGCAGGACCGGUGUCACAAUCUCCUCAACGCUCUCAACUCUCACAAGGACAGGUUCGUUUCUGGAAAGGAGAUCAAGAAGAAGAAGUGUCUGUUUGGGCUGCAGGUACGAGCUCCGCCUCCACUGACGUCUGAUUCGUCGCCUCUCGUCACCGAUCCUCCUAUCAGCAUCACCCACCGGAAAAGCCCGUUGUCACUGCCCUGCCAGAGGAGAGUUGGGGGUUCGGAGUCCCGUAAAUCAAAGCGUCGCAUCAUGGAGACACAGGCAUGUCCACCUCCAGUCGUUACCAACCCAGUGGAACUCCUGCCUUGUUGCCAUGGCUACAUGGGAGGAGCCAACCUUUUUAACUCCAGGAAGUAUGAUGAAGAGAUCAAUGCAAGCUCCCCUCCCAAGCGAAUGUAUGCCCUGUACCACAGCUCCUACAACGGAAACAACGCGCUCUCCAGGGGACUUCAUCACUACGACAGUAUGGAGGACAUCUGCAGGUUACCACCAACGUGCUUCACAUACCCCUUCAGCUCCAACGGGAACCCCCAUCUCCAUCACCUCCACCAGCACAGCCACCAACACAACCAGAAGCAGCUGGAGCCCCUCAUCCUGCGCGACGUCCCUCCCUAUCAGAGCAGCGCGGUCGGCGGCGGGGCCAGCGGCGGCGCGGGAAGCGAGGCAGGAACGGGCGUGGGUAUGGGAGGGGGUGACGGGACUGUGUCCAGGAGCUGGGCGGGAGGAGGGGAGGCUGUGAGGAUCUUGGCCAGACGCGUGACUCCAGAUGGGAAGGUGCAGUACCUGGUGGAGUGGGACAACAUGGGGCUGUACUGAGUGGGAGGACAGGAGACGCUGACUGUUUGGCUGUGGCCACCGGACUGUUGUGUAUUUAAAUAUGUGGAUAAAGAAAC